UUCUCGUCAUGAGAUGUUCUCAGUAAUGAAGACUUCAAGUACUGCGUCUUUUCUUGUCUUCAACCCACUAUUUUUGUUGUCAGGGUUAUUUACCUUUUUGAAAACAGCGUGACAACUGUAACGGAGGUGAGGCCAGUAUCUCAAAGAUAAGCGGAUUGUAGUUGUUCCAAUCAGCAUCAUGCAAUGAUGAAAACCCACUCAAUAACAAUCUGGUAAACUACCCAAUCAGAUAUUAAUACUCCACGAUAUGAAUUAAAGAGAAAUUUACUUCUGAUAUCAUUACUUAUGAUUUUAGAUUUCCACGGAAAAGGUAAAGAUUUUCAAUAUAUUUUGAGGCAUUUGUUUUUACUUUGGGUCACUGAGCGUAAUGAAUUUUAUAAUUUUAGAGUGUUGGUGAAACAUUAUGUAAAUGCAUUUACUACGCUUGAAAACAUUUACUGAGUGGAGACGUGAGAACAUUAAAUGAGUUCAAAGCAAUAUUUGGCGGUGAACCUGGAAGAAUUUUAGCGCUUUUUGACGUCAGGGAAUAGGCCCAGUGUCGGUUCUGAAAUGGUAGCUGUAACAUUGAAAGUGCUAUUGAAAAUAUUGGGAAUGAAUCAUUGCUUCAACCUCAACGUUGAUGAAAGACAAAUUUCCUAAGAGGCCCUUGUGACGUCACGGCCUUCACUCGAGGGCUGCUGCUAAUCGAAAUAAAUAUGGCUGACCGUCGGCGAGUGCGGCUGGAAUGCUCGGAUGGAUCCGUUUUCACGUACAGAGAAUUGUUCGUUUGACUGGGGUUAUCUUCGCUAAGGUAAAAGCUGAAAACGAGCUCAAUAUCAAGGCUUUAAUAUUAUAGGCAUGGAUUUGAGUGAGUGAUCAUUUUGAGAUGAAUGAAACGGGCUCGCGAUCUAGUGCCGGAAUGACUUCACCACGACAUCCAACGCACCAAGCCGUAAUGGAUAGACUGCGGCAACGUUUCAGCCAGUACCGAAAGCGGCACUAUGACUGCCAGAAACAAUAUGCAGAGUCACUGCCAGCUGUUCAGGACAUGGAGAGACAAGAAGCACUGAAUUUGCACAAACGUGCUUUAGAUAGCCGCAAUAGGAUGAUGAACAUGAACGGGAAGACAUCAAAACAAAAUGACGGCGAAGGCAAAGUAGAACAGCAACAAACAGCAAACGGAUUUGAAAAGUCAACUAAUGCUAUCUAUCAAAUACGCGAGCAGCAAAUCCUAUUGAAGAAGAGAAAACACGAACAGAAUAUGAACAGUACACAGAAUUCGUACGUGGAAUCGAAUGAUGACAACCUAGGAGGGGAGUACAUGAGCAAGCUCCAGAGACAUGAUGGUGUUUUGCAUGUUUCGUCGACAGAGGGACAAAAUACUGUCGUUUCGGUUAAUCAACCACACCGGAUAACACAUGCUCCAAGUCAAGUGCAUCAACCUAAUUUCAAUCCCAUUUCAAUCCACGAAACUGUCGGAACAGAAACGUACGCUCGUAGUGGAAGCCACAGAUUGCCGCUUGAUUUUAAGCGAGAGAAGGGUGCGAUCGAUUCUUGCGAUGAAUCUACGCAUUCUGAAAAUGGCCCGGGAACUGUGGUUAACGGUGAAGACUACAUACGACAAGAGCUUAUCCAUUUUGAAAACGUAAUUAAACGCUUUAAUGAAGACAGUGCACCUGCCACGUCGCAAUCAAUGCACCCAAGUGUAGGUGACAGAGCUUCACUGAGUGGUAUCGAUGACAAAAAGAAGCACCCACAAUCUCUUCAAUUGAAAGAAAUUGCCAGGAAGUCACAGUUUGCUCAGGCUCAGCCUGUAAUGUCAUUUGGGGAAAGCCAAGAACGACCUAAACAACACUCUAGUCAGUAUCCUGUUGGCCCAACAGGCCAACAGUCCCCUGGUUUACGGCACCCCUACACAGCAGGUAAAUACCCUGAAGGUUUGUCAGUCAUUUCAAAUAAUCAGCGACAAUUACCUAGGCAGUAUCAAAUGGCUCUGUCAUCGCAGUCACCAUUACAACAACAACAACAACAACAGCAACCACAACCAUUUUAUGGUUUUCAACAGGACAGCUUACCAAAACUCACCCACAUGCCUUCACAAGUCCAACAGCUGUUCACUCAUAAAUUUCAAAGUCAACCAGUUAUUUCAUCGUCAUCACAGGUGGCAGGAUUAAGAGGACCAGUUUCUUCACAUGACAUGACAAGAUACACCAUUCCUCGAUCACAAACACAAUAUCAGCGUCAAAAGUCAAUGCCACCAUUACAAAAUCAACCCUACUCAAACUCUGACUCACAGUACCAACAACAAGUUGGUAGUUACCAGGGAGACCUAUCUGGAUUUUCAGAUCAAACCAAUACUUACCAUUAUCAGCGGAGAAACUCUUUUCCAAUUUAUCAUCGUACAAAUAGCCAGCCACAAGAAAAUUUCUCACGUGGAAUGCAGCACACUUUGGGAUCUAAUCAAGCAAGUCUUCUAAGAGGUGUUUUACAAACUCCUUCCCAAAAUGUUGUAGAUGAUAGAGAUUCUUACUUGAUGAAUUCCAACAUGAGUUUUUCAUCAUCAUCAUCUCCGCAAACAGUACCAUUGUUAACCAGAAGGACACCCUCUUCUAAUGGUGAUCUAAACACAGUAGCUCCUGGCUCACAACAUUCAUCAAUGAUGUAUAGAGGAAGUAUUCAACAACAACAGCAGUCUGAUUCAGUAUUACAACAGGGAAGUGAAUUUCAGACUUCUUCUGUGCCCCUCAGAGAAAUGACUGAGCGAUAUUCAUCUGUGACGGAGGGUGAUGCACAGUAUGGUGGGAUCCCGCCUCUAAGUUCACUUGAUAAAGCACCUUCAUUUACAUCUCUACUUGAACAGUCAGCCAUUAAUCAAGGGAAUCUAGAAACAACUUACACAGGAUCAAUACCUAACCUAGAUUUGCUUGGUGAACUCUUAGGUUAGUGAUACUAAAAGUAGAAACAUACCAGUUUGUUUUUUUUUCUUUAACAUUUAGUUAAUCAAGUUAAGUUUUAUUCCUGUGGGGAAAAGGGGGCUUUUAUGACCCCACAUUCGAACAGAGUAAAUGUUUUUAACAUCUGACAUAUUUAGUGUUUUUGGGAAAAUAAUUUCCAUUAGAGAACCUUUUUUUAAUUGAAAACUUUUUUUUUUAUUUGAUGUUUUGUUUCUAGGUUGUUUAAGAUUCUCAUUUUUUAUGCUCCAUCAUUUAACACAAUUACUUCAGCAGCAACCACCAAGUGUUUUUCUUUUAGUUAUCAGGAAAGUUGAUAAAAAAAAGAAAGAAAUUGAGAAUUGUCAGAACCCAUCUCAUUGAGGGAAUUUUUUUCGGUGGUCCAGGUUUCUUUUCAUGUUGUAUGGCAGAGACUUUAUCACCAAGUUUGGUUCUCAAGAUUUCAAGCUUGUACAAUGCACAAUUUUGUCUACUGAAUGGUGAUUUGAAUUAUUAAAGAAAAAUAGGAUUGAUGUUGUGCAAAUAAAUGGUCAUGGUUGCCACAGGACAGGGAAAAGGUGGGAAGUUAACUUUGACUUGUGGAAAUUUUACAUCUUUGAAAAAAGUCAGGAAAAAGUGUAAUUUUAAAUAAACAAGAAGUUGGUCUUGGCCCUGAAGAAAGAUGGUGACACUUUCUUUAUUGUGAUGUUGACAUUACUCAUGUACUUUGGCUAAUACAGUUGAUAGAUUCCUGACCAACAUGUCCUUUCCCUUUGUAAUAUUCAAGUUGGUGUGUGAAUGAAAUCAUACAUUUUCUUUUUCUGUUUUCAUUGUUUCUAAUAUUUGAAAUUCUUAGGUGUGUUUUGUGGACUUGAAAGGUGUUGGAUUGGUAGUAUGUUGUUUAACAUAUUUAGUGUCAUCUCAAGGGGCUAUCCAUUCAUGUACACUGUAUGUGAUUUGUGAAAAGCAUAAAGGUAUGGGUGGAGAGAGUGGCUGUGAGGGGAGGUUGCAGGCCAUUAUGAGGGCUGGUUUGUGAAAUUGUGAAUUCGUUUGGUCUGGUAAAUUUAUGUUUCUUAGGGGAAAAGUCAGAGAAUUUCCAAAUUCUGUGACUGUGGCAACCAUGAUAACGGCAAAUACUUUUAAGGUGAUACUCAGACUCUGCUGUAUUUCUAUAGUAAAUUUCAAAAUUCUUGAGGAAAGUAUAUUUAGAACAACCACAUGUACUGAAGACACCAUUUACAUGUGACAUAAGUGUUAAAAAGCAGCAAGUUAGUCUGAGUAAUUUAUACAUUUGUAACUUGAUAUGCUAUAUCUGUUUAUCUUCCUUUAAGUUUUUAUCAUAUAUCCGACAAUACCUAUAUUUUACUUCAACUUAUUUUUUUUUUGGUUAGUGCCUAAAAUACAAAUAUAUUUCUUGUGCUUCCCUUGUAAUCCUGGGCAUAGCCCAAAAUACUAAUUCAGAAAACUUUUUAUUUAGCUUUUACUUCUUCAAAAUAUUAUGGAGUCUGAAAGUGUCGUCUGCAAUUUUCUGUAGCUAUUCUAAAUUGUUUCCUAUUUCCUUGAUGUAAAGUGCCAUGUUAUGAGAAUAGAAAACAAGCCAUUGCCCAAAAUUAACUGUUGUUGCAAUAGACAAAAAAAUUAUGUCACCCCCUAUUUUCCUGGGUAACCUGGGGAGGAAAUUACUCAGUAAACGUUAAGCUUUGUUUUUGUUUUGUUUUGUUUUUUUCUUACAUGUAAGAGUGCUCAUAGGUGGAGAAAGCAUUUAAAAGAGUCUUGGCAUGGUUUCUGAAAGACAUGUAAUUUUACUUUCAUCAACAUAGAUUUCAGUGAAAUGGAUGCAGCUUAAGGCCUUUAACACCUGAACUCAGUUUUUAAGUUAUAGUGUAUACAUAGUUUGGGCAUUUGUAAAGGCUUAUGGAUGUGGAAAUUUGUUUUAGUUGUGUUUGUCUGUAGAGAGGUGGUGGAUUAAUGUAACAAAUCCUUGAAGGGAUAUCCCAAAAUUGUACAAAUGUCUUUGACAUAAAUACAUUGAGCCUGUUCAUUUGAAAUUUGCUUAUUGCAAGAUGGUUUUGGUCUGUCUCUCGCCAAUAUGUACAGGGAAAACUACCUGUGGAUGUGCGUAAAUAAAUACAAGUCAUGUACACCUAGUGGCCCAUACUUCUGGAAAUUGUGCUUGUUUCCAUAAGAAUAAGAAACUUGGAAUAUUGCUUCUUUUCCCUUUAUGUGAAUUUGCCAGUAGAUUUCAAUAGAUUUCUGGUACCAUUUGAAAUCCUGGAUUUAGAGGAGCACUCUGAUUGUGAAGUAACUUGUCUACAAACCUUAUGUGGGUACGAACCCGAUGUGAUGAGAGGCCAGAAUUUCAAUCUGAAACUUUCAAUCUGAAGUCUAGCAUGCUGGCCAUAAGGCUGCUACAUUUCCCAUUUUAUAAGAGCAAAUUCCAUUGAUGCUUAUCACAAAUGGUGAAUUUUUCAGGCUGUUUCUGUACUAAGAAGGAUUGGGAAUUAAAAUCUUUCGUUGGAAGUGGUUGGUUGCUUAUGUUGUUGAAGAUUUUUCUUUUGGGUGAUGGGUGAGUUAUUUUAUGUGAAAUCCAUUUGAUUUUUAUGUUCGUAGUUAAAUCCUUAACAAGAAGCUACUAGUGGCACCUCUGGUUGUGAAAUGUGUUUGAUUUCUAUGUUCCUAAUUAAAUUACCCUAACAAGGAAGUGCAAGUGGCACUUUUGAUUGAGGGACUCUGUUGUAGACUUAUUUUUUUUAUUACAGAAACAACUGUGAAGCUUUUAAGAAAAUGAUGUGUAAAUAAAACCAAUUGAGAAUUUGUUUUGAACAAAACUCAAUUAUGUGAUUUCUUUCAUCAUUUGAAAGAUAUCUGUAUAUAUGUAUAUUCUACAUCUGUGGCAUUACUGGAAUGUAAUUGUUUGUCAGAAUACAGUAUAAGUAUGCAUACAAGAACCUGCACCUUUUUCAGUUAGGUUCUUGAAUAAACAGUAUUUACUUGGAGGUUAGACUAUUUAGGUUUAUGCAACAGGUUCUUAUUUUUGUUUUUUAACUUGAUUCUAGUAGUACCAUCUUUUUCUCAUCAACAAAAGACAACUUUGUGUAAUUACAGUUUUGUACAAUAUCUACAUGUGUGUAUAUGCAAAAACCAAAUGAUAGGGAUUUUACAGGAAGUGAUGUGAUCUUUGCUUGUAAUUUCCAAAGUCUUGCAGCCAAGAAGGUUUACAUGAUCCAACAAAAUCUGACUUCUAGUUUCAAAUUGUCAUACACUUGGCUUCAACUUCAAAAGAGUUUAAGGCAUGUUUCUGAGGUCGUACACUGAAAAUCAUUACGGAUUGGCAACAAAAAAAUCUGCAGGCUAACAUUUAUAAAGGUCACAUCAGCUAAGUCACUUUUACUGUCAUUGAAGGAUAACCACUUUAAUAAAAAGAAACACCCAUCUUGAGCAAUUACCACUCAUUAGAGAGGUUUAUUGGACCUCAGCUUUUUAGAUUACAACUUCAUGGCCUCAUUGAAAGGGUAAUGUUCAGAUCUAAAUGUCACAUUUGUUGUACACUGUAAUGGGAUUGAAUCACUGUAAUUAAAUUACUAUUUUGUUA
Molecule: messenger RNA, 6501 nt
Organism: Pocillopora damicornis (cauliflower coral)
Lineage: Eukaryota; Metazoa; Cnidaria; Anthozoa; Scleractinia; Pocilloporidae
Biological process (GO): Notch signaling pathway; positive regulation of transcription by RNA polymerase II
Cellular component (GO): nuclear speck
Molecular function (GO): transcription coactivator activity
Source: RefSeq, a predicted model, not a curated record